CUUUAAUCAAAAAUUAACUUCCAUAAAAUAUCACUAAAAUUAUUGAAAUCUAAAAAUUAUUUUAUAUAUUAGUAUUACGUAGGAAAUCUAUCAAUUAUUUUUAUUAAAUCUGUACACUAUUUUAUAUACAUAAAUUAUUUUUCUAUAAUUAUUUUUUUGGUUGGCAAUAAACCGUGCCAACUGCCAAUGCUGAAGUUAGAAUUUGAAUUUUAAUGGCGAGUACAGUACAUACAAUUUGUGUGUUAAGUUUUCGUCCAUUUAAGUGUUUUCUGCUGUUGACUUGCGUUGAUUUGAGUUUUACUCAUCCGCUGUGUUUUCGGUGAAUUAGUGAGUGAGUUGAGCUGUGCUCCUCUGUUUCAUUGUUUCACAUAACUUGCGAAAAGACGCCAUUAGUGUUUAGUAUUAUUUGCGAUAAAGACGCCUUUUUUGUGAUAUUUGUGAAAUAGACACUGUUAUUGUGUUAUUAGCGAUUAGAGACGCUUGUUUGAGUGCAUAUAAUCAUGCCGAGGCGGUGCGAAUUGGGAUGUUCACACAACCCGGGUGUGACACAACAUCAAUUUCCACACCCAGAAAAGAAUCCUGAGUUAUUCAAAGCCUGGGUUAAUAUAGUUGGUGGAAAACUGGAGACUGCAGAUGAUAUCAAAUUUUACAGAAAGCGAGUCAUCUGUGACAUACAUUUUGCAGACAAGUUUAAGAAUCGCAACAACCGUUUAAAUAACAUAGCUGUUCCUACUCUCCAUCUUCAGGGUGCUCCAUCACAAGAUGCUCAUAUGCCUCCUGCAACUCCACAUAUACCAACUGAACUUCCUAUGCCUGAACAUAAUAUAUGGAAUCUGCCUUCUACAUCAAAGCAAAUAGUCACUGGUGCUCCAUCACAAGAUGCUCAUAUGCCUCCUGCAACUCCACAUAUACCAACUGAACUUCCUAUGCCUGAACAUAAUAUAUGGGAUCUGCCUUCUACAUCAAAGCAAAUAAUCACUGCUGCACCUCCCAAUGCGUGUGUUAUAGCAGCAGAACAUAAUUAUUGCAGUAAACAUGGUAUACAACAAAGACGGAAACUUAAAGGAGACAAAAGUAAGUGCCAAUGUAGUUUAUACCAUAAGAUAUCCAAAAAAAAUGUUUAUACAUAGGCUACUUUUUAUCUGGGUGUGGAAAGUAGUAAAGUAAAAGUUUUUUUUUUUUUGCAGAAAAACUGAAAUCAACUUCAUCGCUGGAGAAUGAAUUAAAGAUUUCAAGAUUCCAAAUGAAGAAUUUAAAAACCGAAAUUAUUCGGUUACGUAAACGGAGUAGUAGUUUGAAAGAAAGAUUAGCCAGCGUUGAUAAAAUUAGCAAUACAAAUUGUUUAAAAAAAAUAACGAGAAAUAUGACAACUGCAGCAAAAAUAUUCACAAACAUGCAGUACACCCAAACUCACAAGAGAGCUCGUGGGCGGAGGUUUACUUUAAAGGAAAAAGUUUUGUCUCUCUCCAUGUACAAAAGAGUCCCAAGAGU
Molecule: messenger RNA, 1491 nt
Organism: Helicoverpa armigera (cotton bollworm)
Lineage: Eukaryota; Metazoa; Arthropoda; Insecta; Lepidoptera; Noctuidae
Exons: 5
Coding region: 501-1130 (209 amino acids)
Source: RefSeq, a predicted model, not a curated record